This is a messenger RNA of Hypanus sabinus (Atlantic stingray), 3517 nucleotides long. RefSeq names its product membrane bound O-acyltransferase domain containing 7 (gene mboat7). Gene Ontology annotation, molecular function: lysophospholipid acyltransferase activity. The record is from RefSeq and is a predicted model, not a curated record. The coding region runs from base 83 to 1552 and encodes 489 amino acids. Gene Ontology annotation, biological process: phosphatidylinositol biosynthetic process; lipid modification. NCBI's taxonomy places the organism in Eukaryota, Metazoa, Chordata, Chondrichthyes, Myliobatiformes, Dasyatidae. Gene Ontology annotation, cellular component: mitochondria-associated endoplasmic reticulum membrane contact site; membrane. The transcript has 8 exons.
AGGGGCCACUUCCUGUGCGGCUCGGGCUGCCGCCGAGAACGGAGCUCCGCUUUGGUUAUUACGUUCCGGUCUAAGGCCCAACAUGUCUCUGGAGGAGCUGAAGUAUGUUGCCAUCCUCACUGGCUCAAUCCCUGUUGGAUUCUGCUUGAAGCAGACUGGGAAGCUGGGGAGACAGUACGGCGCCACACUGAUUGGGUUCACUAUUGUUGCGGCAACCUGUGGCAUUCACACCUUCCAUUCGCUCUUGUGUAUCUUCAUCACCUGGGCAAUCAUCAGGUUCUGCAGCAGAUACUGCUACCAGCUGACACUGGCUUGGAUGUUCUCGUAUCUUCUCCUCUUCCGCAUGCUAGGCUACCUGAGGCUGCCAGCUCCCAAUCCCUUUGCCAAUGCCGUCCAGCUCCUGCUGACGCUCAAGAUGGUGAGCCUGGCGGCAGAGUUGAACCCGGUGUACCUGGAGGCGUUGAGCCGGGGACGGACUGUCCCUGGUCGUCAUCCGCUGGACGGGGUGAUGCCUGGACUACGGGAGGUUCUGUGUUACAGCUACUGUUACCUGGGCAUUCUGACCGGGCCGUUCUACCGCUAUCGGACAUACCGUGACUGGGUGCAGAAUUCCCGCCUGCCCCAAGUGCCGAGCUGGGAUCCUCUGCUCCGUCGCCUGUCACUGGCACCACUCUAUGGGCUGGCAUUCCUGCUUUUCUCCCACCUUUUCCCAUUGGACUUCGUACGCACGGCCGACUUUGCCCGCCACGGCUUCGCCUACACUCUGCUCUACACGGCCGCCCUCUUCCUGACGUUCCGUCUACGCUUCUAUGUGGCCUGGACCUUCGCCGAGGGAGCGUGUAUUGCCUCUGGGCUUGGGGCGUACCCGGUGUCUGCCCGCUCCCGUCCGGGGAACGGUCCCACCAAUCCCAGCUACACUGACAGCGAACCACAGGAUUACGACUACGAGACAAUCCGUAACAUCGACCCAUACAACACGGACUUCUGCAGCAGCGUCAAGGAUGGGAUGAAAUACUGGAACAUGACGGUACAGUGGUGGUUGGCCACAUACAUCUAUCACCGUGCUCCCGUCAAGGCCAAGCUACUGAGGAUUGGUUGGACGAUGCUUGUCAGUGCUUUCUGGCACGGCCUCCACCCUGGAUACUACCUGAGUUUCCUGACCAUCCCGGUGUGCCUGGCAGCGGAGGGGGCGAUGGAGCGAGGAGUGCAAGCACGUCUGGGGGCUGGUUACCCCCUCCGUGUCUACAGCUGGCUGCAGUGGUUCUGGAAGAUGCGUGCCUACGACUACAUGGCGGCUGGCUUCGUCCUGCUGACACUGCACGACACGCUGGCUCACUGGCACCUGCUCUACUUCUACCAGCAUCUCCUCUCCCUGGCUUUCUUCACGGUGGGCUACGCCCUCACACCCCGGUCCAGGUCCGGGGGAAUCCGACCCCCGCCAGCCCUGUCUGCUACCCCCGUCCCCUUCACCUCUCCACCUUCCGCCUCUUCCAGACCUGAAGCUCAAGAGCAAGGUGGGGUUCGCCGGCGGGGGUCCCAGAGAGAUGAGUGAGAACAAUUUAUGUGGUCAGUGGGGUGGGGAACUAAAAUUCAGGGCAGUGGUUCUCUUGGGAAGGGCAAAUGGUGACGGGGUCCACACUGUUGUGCCCCCCAACCCCACCCUACGUCCUGUUGGUGAGGCUCUAUCCAUUCAGUACAGGCUCUGCCGUAAAACUAAAGCCUCUAUUGCCAGUAACUCUGCCCCUCCAUCCCUGUCCCACCCCUCUAUCUAGCCCCUCUUUCCCAGAGAAACACCACCCCCCGACACCUAGCUCCACUCCCCCAGAAUCAAAGCCCUUUACCACCAGCCCCUCCUCUCUCCUCAAAACCUUGCCCACUUAUCCCUGGUGUUUUCUGUACCCCAACCUCCAUUUCAUGGUAAAUCUGCCCCUUGUUCUUAUAAUCCCACCCCUUUAGCUUUACCACACCCACUUCAAUUCAAUGAAACCCCUCCUGCCCACCAACUGAAACCCCACCCCUGUAGACCAUGUCUCCACCCACUGUCCCAGAGAAACCCUACUCUUUCCCCUAUCUCCACCCAUCAUCCCCUUUUACCUGUAAACACCCGUCCCCUCCACCAUCCGCUCUGGGUCCUGCAGGUUGGCCAUCCGUUCUCACCCCACCACCCACCUGACCACCGAACGCUCCCGACAUCUUGUUUCUGCUUUCACCAUCCUCAAGCUCCACCCUCCCUUCCAUACCCACAUUUCACUCCCUCGUUUCUGUACUCCUAGCGUGUGCCUGCUUAAAGUGGGCCCAUCCUCCAGAUCAGUCUGUGGGACCCACCUGCUUAAAAUAGUCAACAACUCCUCUGUCCUGAAAGUCCCAUUACAAUUACCAGUAAUCAACAUCCCCGUGACCCCAGGGUUAGAGGGGGGGGGGAGAAAUUCCCCAUCACUGCCCAGUGACCCUGGGGUUGGGGGGGGCGGUAUCUGCCAGGGUUCCCCCUGGAUACAGGAGUGACAUAUAUCACUGUGUAUUGUUCUAUAUAUUUGUGUGUGUGAGUUACAUUUUUCAUCUGAAGCCAGUGCCCUGGUAACUAUGACUGGUCAGGUGCUGCCCACUGCCUCACUCUGCACCCAGAUGCCUGUAUCCCCAACUCAUCGACACACCAGGCUCCCACUUCUGAGCUGCCCUUGUGUGUGUGUAAAACACAAUCUGCACUAGCAUUCUCUCUGCCUGUAUUUCCCUAUGCCUGUAACAUUGUAUCAGCACAGCUGUCUCCACCAAUGUGUGUGAGGCGUACCACAUCAGUACAAGCGAACCUUGUGACUGUUUUCUUGUAGAGUCUGUGUGUGUGUGAGAGAGAGAGACUGUCUGCAAGGUGGUGCCAUGUGGGGUCUCUCUGCCUGUGUGUGUGUGAGAGAGAGACUGUCUGCAAGGUGGUGCCAUGUGGGGUCUCUGCCUGUGUGUGUGUGUGUGUGUGUGUGAGAGACUGUCUGCAAGGUGGUGCCAUGUGGGGUCUCUCUGCCUGUGUGUGUGUGAGAGACUGUCUGCAAAGUGGUGCCAUGUGGGGUCUCUCUGCCUGUGUGUGUGUGAGAGACUGUCUGCAAGGUGGUGCCAUGUGGGGUCUCUCUGCCUGUGGUGUGUGAGAGACUGUCUGCAAGGUGGUGCCAUGUGGGGUCUCUCUGCCUGUGUGUGUGUGAGAGACUGUCUGCAAGGUGGUGCCAUGUGGGGUCUCUCUGCCUGUGUGCGUGUGAGAGACUGUCUGCAAGGUGGUGCCAUGUGGGGUCUCUCUGCCUGUGUGUGUGUGAGAGACUGUCUGCAAGGUGGUGCCAUGUGGGGUCUCUCUGCCUGUGUGUGUGCUGCCACCUGUGUACCCACGAUGGGUCUCUGCCUGUGUGUGUGUGAGAGAGAGAGAGAGACAGUUGCUGAAUAUUGCCAAAUCUGAGUCAUUUACAAUUUUGUAUGUUUUUUUUAUAUAAAACACUGCUGUCAAGAGCUGAAUAAAGAAGAUUGUGACUUUUGUGUUGCUAUA